AUGGUCAGCCGUUCGACGCGUCAGUCAACUGCAAACGCGAUGGACGUCGACGAAGCCCCUUCGCUUCAGCCAAUUGACCGUCUUCUACUCGCCCAGGCGGUUUGGGAAUUGGGUGCGAACUCUUGGCCUGCGGUCGCAAAAUUGCUCACCAAACACCCCCUUCUUCACCACCCCAAGUCUUUCUUUACUGCCCAAUCAUGCCACGCUAUGUACGACUCUCUCAUGAAAGAAGCAGGUUUGGAUGGUGCUGGGGCUGUGGAUGCGAUCCAUGCUCCAAUACAUCUGCAGUUGGCGCAGAAGCACUACCAAGCUCGCGUGAACGAACUUCGCGACCUAAUACUUGCCGAGGAAACGAAAUACAAGUUGCUGGUUGCUGAGAUUGAUACUAUACGUAAUGACAACGCGAAAUCGAGUGGGCACAAGGAGGUGGACAACAACAGCAGACAAGAGGUAGAGGUAGAAGAAGUGGGAGUGACUGCUCCGAGUCCACACGGCGAAGAGCCGACUACACAGGCCGAAUCGACUCCUGCUGAAGCGGUUGAUGACAUUCGACAGCAUGAGUUACACACGGAGCAGGAGGACGAGGAACGACAUGGGGAGCAGGUACAGGAAGACGAGGCACAGCAGGAGGCACAGCAAGAAGACGAUGAAAUCAUUGUACAGAACGUCGAUGUCGAUAUUCCUCUUCAAGAAGACACCGACACUGCAGUUACCUCACCUCCACCUGUGGAAGAGGCACUAACAAAAGAGCCUUCAUGGUCACCGUCGCCACCGUCGCCGCCCUCGCCGGAGUUGGGUAGAGAUCCCUCUAUUCUCCCUGGUGCCCAGGGACAAGACGCAAAGGAGGCAGACACAGCGUCCACUGGAUCACCGCCUCUGGGAGAUGUUCCGAUGGAACAAGACCACGUAGACGUAGAAGCACCGCGCAGCCCUCAAGGCGAAGACCUUCCUGAAGAUAUUGAUCAAUCCAUGGGCAUUACUGACGGUGAUGGGGACCAAGUGCCGCCGCCCUCUGGACCGAACGCUGGAGUUGCGGUUGCGGUUGCGGAGGAGGACGAAUCAGAACCUGAACCUGAACCCACUCUUGAAGAUACGACUAAGCGAGAAUCCUCCCCGUCGUCAGUUACCACUCGGUCGAACACCAGCCCCUUUGAAGUACAGCCUAUGGUGGUGGAUGAAAUCGAAGUAAUGACGAAGGGCAGCGAACCUGCUGAUGUACAGGAAGAUGAUGCAGAUGAGGAGCCAGCUGAGUCUCCCACCCCUCAAGACGAUGCAUCUAGUCAUCGACGCGAAGGCAAACGUAAAGCUUCUUCCAUAGAGUCUCCCGCAGAGUCUGUUCGCGACCGUAAACGUCCCCGUGAUGGUUCAGAACCUCUCGACGAGGAGGAAACAGGCAUGUCCUCGUCUGGUCCUUCCCGCCGCAAAGGGAACCGUCAAACAGACGAGCAACUCGCCAACAAGCGUUUCCAAAAUGUCAUAGGACUUCUUCACUCCCAAAUCUCCCAACACCGCAACGGCACCAUCUUUCACAAUCCCAUCAAGAACUCCGAAGCUCCCGACUACCAUGAAAUCGUGAAGCGGCCAAUGGACCUCAAGACCAUUAAAGCGAGAAUCAAGGAUGGGGCGAUAUCCAACUCGCUGGAAUUUCAGCGGGACAUUUACUUGAUGUUCGCGAAUGCGAUGAUGUACAAUAGACCCGGGUCUGACAUAUACUCGAUGGCAGAAGAUAUGAUGCUUGAAAGCGAAGACUUCAUCCAUUCUUUCCGUCAAACGGAGGGCUUUGUUCGGGGCACGCAAGGACACCGUAUGUAG
This is a messenger RNA of Pleurotus ostreatus (oyster mushroom), 1812 nucleotides long. RefSeq lists its product as uncharacterized. NCBI's taxonomy places the organism in Eukaryota, Fungi, Basidiomycota, Agaricomycetes, Agaricales, Pleurotaceae. Bases 1 to 1812 code for a protein of 603 amino acids. Gene Ontology annotation, cellular component: NuA4 histone acetyltransferase complex. Gene Ontology annotation, molecular function: protein binding. The transcript has 10 exons. The record is from RefSeq and is a predicted model, not a curated record.